AUGAUAUCGGCCGGCAUCAGUUCAACCAGGAAGUUACAGUUUAUUUUCAUCGACAAAAACAUCAAAACCACUGGUCGAGUCUAUAAAACUGAGGUUCUCGACGUUCAAAGCUAUAUUGCCCUUGAAGCAAACCAUCAGAAAGUGAUCUACCAACAACAGGACUCGGCUCCUGCACACGGAACGAAAACGAAAAUUCGAUAUUUGCAGAAGAAAAUUGGAUCAUACUUUACCAAGGACCAAUACCACGCAAACAGCUGGAUCUCGAUCCAGACUAGACUUUUUGGUCUGAGGACUCACGGAGGAACAGUUAAGGGUCAAGAAGUGACUAAUUCGGAUCAACUGGAGAAAGAAUUCGAGAGAGUUUUGCACGAUCCUGAACAGGCACACCAUUGA
Messenger RNA from Necator americanus (New World hookworm), 393 nucleotides. RefSeq lists its product as uncharacterized. The record is from RefSeq and is a predicted model, not a curated record. The transcript has a single exon. Gene Ontology annotation, molecular function: nucleic acid binding. Lineage: Eukaryota; Metazoa; Nematoda; Chromadorea; Rhabditida; Ancylostomatidae. The coding region runs from base 1 to 393 and encodes 130 amino acids.